AUGCUCUCUCUGCGCUCCUCCUUUGGCCUUGGCUCCUUGCUUUCACUUGCUCCAAAAAGAUGCUCUUCCGCUGCUGCUGCUGUGCAAUCACUGAUUACAAAGGAACUUGAUGGUAUUAAAGCAGCUGGAACGUGGAAAACAGAGCGGGUUAUCAUUAGUCCACAGGCUGCUGAUGUUUCUGUUGAAGGAAUAAAAGGUGGCGUCAUCAACUUCUGUGCCAACAACUAUCUCGGUCUUGCUAGCCAUCCUCGUGUGGUCGAAACUGCCAUGGAAUGUCUCAAAACACAUGGUGCAGGAAUGAGCUCUGUUCGUUUUAUCUGCGGAACCACCGAUAUCCAUAAAAAACUGGAGCAGAAAAUAGCCCAUUUUCACGGUCGCGAAGACAGCAUUCUAUUCCCAAGCUGCUUCGAUGCCAAUGCAGCUAUCUUUGAAACUCUUCUCACUCCUGAGGACUGUGUUAUAUCUGACGAGCUGAACCACGCAUCAAUCAUCGACGGCAUUCGUUUGUGUCGUGCUAAGCGCUUUAGAUAUCUUCAUGGUGAUAUGAAAGAUCUCGAACGCUGUCUUGAGGAGGCUAAAGAUUGUCGCGUCAAAUUGAUCGCUACCGAUGGUGUGUUUAGCAUGGACGGAGACAUCGCUAAACUGCCAGAAAUUCUGGAGUUGGCAGAGAAGCAUAACGCCAUCACGUUUAUUGAUGAAUGCCAUGCUACUGGCUUCUUUGGAGCAACAGGUCGUGGAACUGAGGAGUACUAUGGCGUACAAGGCAAAGUAACCAUAAUAAACUCAACCCUGGGCAAGGCCAUGGGUGGCGCUUCUGGUGGCUAUACUACAGGCUCAAAGGAGCUUGUCACCCUUCUUCGUCAGCGUGGUCGCCCCUAUCUCUUCUCCAACAGCCUUCCACCUGCUGUCGUUGGUGCAGCCAUGGGAGCCUUCGACCUUCUCACCGAAAGCUCUAGUCUGCCUCAAAAAUUGCACGCCAAUGUCAAGCUCUUCCGCGAUACAAUGACCCAACGCGGUUUUAAGCUUUCUGGUGAUUAUUGCCACCCCAUUGCCCCGGUGAUGCUCGGAGAUGCUCGUUUGGCUGCUCAGUUCGCCGAUGCAAUGCUGCAGCAUGGGAUAUACGUGAUCGGCUUCAGCUAUCCAGUUGUACCCAAGGGUAAGGCUCGUAUACGUGUCCAGAUCUCCGCGGCCCACAGUCAAGAUCAAAUAAAGAAGGCCAUUGAUGCGUUUACGGCUGUUGGAAGGAAGCUCAAUGUCAUUCAGUAG
Molecule: messenger RNA, 1266 nt
Organism: Hydatigera taeniaeformis
Lineage: Eukaryota; Metazoa; Platyhelminthes; Cestoda; Cyclophyllidea; Taeniidae
Source: the annotation of a GenBank genome assembly